Messenger RNA from Monoraphidium neglectum, 813 nucleotides. RefSeq names its product fructokinase. Gene Ontology annotation, molecular function: kinase activity. The coding region runs from base 1 to 813 and encodes 270 amino acids. NCBI's taxonomy places the organism in Eukaryota, Viridiplantae, Chlorophyta, Chlorophyceae, Sphaeropleales, Selenastraceae. The transcript is spliced from 7 exons. The record is from RefSeq and is a predicted model, not a curated record.
AUGGUGGAGCUGCUCACGGACCGCGGGGUGGACGUGUCGGGCGUGCAGCGGACCGACGCACCGACGCGCGACGUUUACGUCGUGCGCCGCCCCGAUGGCGACAGAGAGUUCGCGGGCUUCGGACUGGACAGCGACGCGUACUGCGACACGCGGCUGGACCCGGAGCAGCUGCCCCUGGAGAAAAUCAGGUCAGCGCAGCUGCUGGUGACAGGAACCCUAGGCCUGGCCAGCCCCAAGACGCGCGCCGCCAUGGAGACCGCCGCCGCCGCAGCACGCGAGGCCGGCUGCAAGGUAUUCGUGGACAUCAAUUGGCGCCCGGUCUUCUGGCCCGACGCCGAGGCGGCGCGGCCCGUGAUCUUGGAAUUCCUGGAGUUGGCGGAUCUGGUCAAGAUCAGCGACGCUGAUCUGGAAUAUCUCUACGGCCAGGACCCCCAGGCGGCCCUCCAGGACCCCUGCUCGGUCGCCCACAAGCUGCCGGCGGCGCUGGGCGUCCUGGUCACCGCGGGCGACGAGGGCGCCGCGUACUGCUUCCGCUCCUCCAAGGGCGAGCACUCCGGGUUUGUCAAAGUCUACAAGGUGGACGUCGUGGACACCACCGGCGCCGGCGACGCGUUCACGGCCGGCUUUGUUUACAAGCUGCUGGAGGCUGGCGGCGUCGAGUGCCUGGCGGCCGACCCCUCGAAGCUGCGGGAAGCCGUCGUCUUCGGCGCCGCGACCGGCGCGCUCACGUGCACGCGGCCGGGCGCAAUCGGGGCGCAGCCGACGCUGGAUGAGGUUGAGGCACUGGUGGCAGAGUCCAAGGAGCCCGCCUAG